AUGAAAUUCAGCAUCCUCCUUCCCUUCCUGGCAUACGCUUCAAGCGUCUCCGGGGCCAUUACCUGGACGCUGUCCAAGUCCGCCUCGCCCUCGGCCGACGAGUCCGACGCCUAUGCCAAGAUCGAAGCCGCGAUGCGUCUCGCCGUCGCACGCUACGGUCGCUACUCGUCCGCCAGCAAGACAAUCCGCGUAGCCUAUGCUCCGGGCGUGCCGACCGCGGAGGCAAACUUCAACGGCGACCUGCGGUUUGGCUCCAACAGGGCGUACAUGAAUGAGCGCACGGCCAUGCACGAGAUCUCGCACACGCUGGGUAUUGGACAGACCAGCGCGUUCGACACAAAGUGCGCGGCGGGCGAUUGGCGGACGGCGCUGCCGCUGCUGAGGAGCUGGGAUGGUGCGAGUGCGGUGAUUAACUGCGGAGGUGGACACAUCUGGCCAUAUGGACUCAACUACGAUACCGAAUGGAGUGAGACGAACGCAGAUAGGCAUGUGCAGCUCAUUGAUGCAAUGAUCAAGGAUGGGUUGCAGGGCUGA
Messenger RNA from Ascochyta rabiei, 534 nucleotides. RefSeq lists its product as uncharacterized. The coding region runs from base 1 to 534 and encodes 177 amino acids. NCBI's taxonomy places the organism in Eukaryota, Fungi, Ascomycota, Dothideomycetes, Pleosporales, Didymellaceae. The record is from RefSeq and is a predicted model, not a curated record. The transcript has a single exon. Gene Ontology annotation, molecular function: metallopeptidase activity.